Messenger RNA from Vanderwaltozyma polyspora DSM 70294, 831 nucleotides. RefSeq names its product AGL178W family transposase. The transcript has a single exon. Gene Ontology annotation, molecular function: nucleic acid binding; zinc ion binding. The record is from RefSeq and is a predicted model, not a curated record. Lineage: Eukaryota; Fungi; Ascomycota; Saccharomycetes; Saccharomycetales; Saccharomycetaceae. Bases 1 to 831 code for a protein of 276 amino acids.
AUGUCUACAUCAACAACCUUUCAUUCUGAAGAGGGAAAAGAAACCUCCUCGACCACCAAACGUAUGGGUCGUGUUGCAGCAGCAUUCUAUGGUACUCACGACGUACUUACAAUUAACAGUUUUUUGAGCACCAUGAGAAUCCAAUUUGCGAUGCAAGAUCUUCCAGAGACGAAACGUAUUCCUUUCGUUGCAAUCCACUUUGAAGCUCUUGCCAGAUCAUGGUUCGAGAUGUGGUCCGAGGAGAAUAUGGAUGCCCCUUACGAAACCUUUGUCAAAGCUUUCAAGAAAAGGUUUGAACAAGCAGCUAAUCCAGAAAAACUGCUCAGUGACAUAGAAAAGCUAAAACCAAUGGAAAUUGGUAUCGAAGCUUUCAUCACUGAAUUUGAACGCUUACACCGACUAUUACCGCAGGGAGAAAUACCAUUGUUCAUUACGAAACACCUCUACUUACGGAACAUGGAUGAAUCCAUUGCGACUGCCAUCGAUUUAGCAAACCCUCAGACCCUCGAGGAACUGUACAAUAUGACCUAUCAACAUAUUCCUCGCAAGGACAGAACCACGUAUACCGUGAACAAGAACGAAACAGUUAAGUCCACUGACGAUAUUUUGACUACGACCGCAGCAAUUUACCGUCGUAAUCACGAUCGGAAUGGACGUACUAACAGAGGGAAAGUUGGUAAGAAUCAUUACUCGUUACGUAAUGAAAGAAGAACCAAAGGAUUAUGUUACCGCUGUGGUAAAGCUGAUCACAUGUAUAAGGAUUGUCCAGAAGGUCGUAAAACCUACUCAGACAAUAAAGGACCUGAAAAGGCGAGGCCUCACCAAUACUAA